Molecule: messenger RNA, 5964 nt
Organism: Ochlerotatus camptorhynchus
Lineage: Eukaryota; Metazoa; Arthropoda; Insecta; Diptera; Culicidae
Gene: DNApol-theta
Product: DNA polymerase theta
Exons: 8
Coding region: 55-5964 (1969 amino acids)
Biological process (GO): DNA-templated DNA replication; double-strand break repair via alternative nonhomologous end joining
Molecular function (GO): ATP binding; DNA-directed DNA polymerase activity; DNA binding
Source: RefSeq, a predicted model, not a curated record
UCGUUCUAAUAGUUAAUUUGUGAUACCCUUUUUUGUGUAAUGACCUAAAAAAUCAUGUCGGAGUUCUCUCAGUCCUUUUUCUUGGGUGAAAACACCCUGGAAACGAUCGAAAAGCAAGCAGCUCAGAAACCUGGGCCGCUAUCUACGCCGCCCCAAAAGUCUUCCGGGGCCGCCAGUCGGCGAACGACCCGUUCUAGCCAGACCAAAGUCCAAACACGCCAAAGCAGCGACGAGCAGCUAUUGGAAGUGAUUGAAGAAUCUCCGACGAACAAUGCCACCCGUGGCUUCGGAGGUAGCGUUACCGGUCAGAAAAGUGUUCGCGAGCGGUUGAAAACGAUCGGAACACAAUCGCGUUCGCGAUCGCGGAAAGGAUUCCGCCGAAACAAGUCCGAUUCGAUUGUGUCAAAAGUAGAGGAACGGCAGAGGAGUUUGCCGGAAUCGAAGGCACGCAGUGAAAGCCGCGAUCAGAUCGAUAUGAUCGACUCUGAACUGCUGAGGAGUGAUGUCCAUUUCGAUGGGUUGUCCGGGCGAGCACAGGAAGGGAUUGAGCAGAAAGAAAUCAAUAUCUCUAAGCUGUUGGAGUCGGAUUUGAGCUUCGAAGUGCCGAAACUAUCUGGUCAUAAAAAUGAAAACCAGGAGGUCCAAGGUAAUCCAUCAGAGCCAAAGAUUGCCCGUAGAAGCGACGAGUUUGAGGACAUGUUUGGAAGCACUGACUUUUCCUUGGAUUUACAGCCACGCAGUCAAAGUGUGGUAAAUUCCAACAUGUUUGAGCAGAGUGCGUUUACGAUGGACGUUCCUGACGAACCGAAAGCGGUGGAGCCACUGGUGGUAAGCUAUUUCCGCGAAGCUUUAGGUGACGAAGAGUUGAGGGAGUUCUCCGAACUUCAAGAAUCGCUUCGUGUCGAGUCGGACAGUGAACACCCCUCGGAGCGGAUUGAAGUUCCUCUAUCGGUGGAAAAUGUUACCUUCGCACAAAUGCCUUCGAUGGAUUCCAUGGGGCAUGAAAUGGAUAAAUUUUUAACAAAGGGAAUCGAAAGUUCUAAGGAGUUGGUUAUUGGAGCUCUAAUGGAAUCCCAAGUUCCAAGUAUCAGUACAACCCUCUCCAUGACGCAGAACCACACGUUUUCAAAUAGCUUCAUGAUGCCGAGGCAAAGGGCGACUCAACGACAAGCACGAUCUCCCGAAGCGGGCCACGAAUCCAUGUCCCUCAACACGUCGAAAAAUCUUCGCCUGGUGGCCAACUGGGGUCUGCCGGAACCGAUCACGAAGGCUUACGCCCGAAAAGGCAUAACGGAACUGUUUCAGUGGCAAGCGGAUUGCCUGGCUAAUCCGAGGGUGAUUCUCGAGUGUGCCAACUUGGUUUACAGUGCACCGACCUCCGGUGGGAAAACGAUGGUCAGUGAGUUUCUAGUGGCGAAGACGGUGGUCGAGAGGAAACGCAAGGCGAUCGUCAUACUCCCAUUCGUGGCGGUUGCUCGGGAGAAGAUGUUCUACAUGCAGGAAAUCCUCUCUCCGGCCGGAAUACGCGUUGAGGGUUUCUUCGGUGGCCACAAUCCGCCGGGUGGUUUCGACACCGUCGACGUCGCCGUGUGCACUAUAGAGAAGGCCAACUCGAUUGUUAAUCGAUUGUUGGAACAGCGCAAACUCGCCGACAUUGGACUUAUCGUGGUUGAUGAGAUUCAUCUGAUAUCUGAUCAGUCCCGCGGUUACAUCCUAGAGCUGUUGCUUACGAAGGUGCGCUUUGUGUGCCAAAUGAAGGGCGAACGGAUUCAGAUCGUGGGCAUGUCAGCCACGUUGCCGAAUAUGGAACUACUGGUCGACUGGCUGCAGGCGGAACAAUUUCGAACGGAUUACCGACCGAUCGAGCUGAGGGAGAUGGUUAAGUUGGGGACGUGUGUAUUUGACAAUCAGAAGAAAUUGGUGAGGAAGUUGGAUGCGGAUCAGUAUCAGGAGGUCAUGCGCGAUCAGGACAAUGUGGCACAGCUGUGCUUGGAGACGAUUCUGGAGGGUUGUUCGGUGAUUGUGUUCUGUCCUUCUAAGGAUCGGUGCGAACAGUUGACGCUGCAUUUGGCCGAGUUUGUCUAUCGGACGUUGAAAAGUGAGAGUGAGCUGGGCGAACGGCUACGGAAGGAAAUUGAUCGGGAAAAGUUGGAAGAAGCAUUGGUGUUGCUGAGGAACUGCCCCACGGGGUUGGACGCGGUGUUAGGGAAAACUGCUCGUUACGGGUGUGUGUAUCAUCAUGCGGGGCUGACGGCAGACGAGAGGGACAUCAUUGAAAGUUGUUUCAAAAACAUGACCCUGCGGGUGAUUGUGGCAACCAGUACAUUGAGCAGCGGAGUGAAUUUGCCGGCUAGGCGGGUGAUUAUUCGGACGCCCAUGUUCGGAGGAUCGGUGAUGAACUCACUGACCUAUCGGCAAAUGAUAGGCCGAGCCGGGCGGAAGGGUCGCGACGUGCUGGGGGAAUCGAUUCUCAUGUGCGACGGACAGAGUUCAAAAGCCGCCUGGGAGUUGGUGAAAACGGAGCUGAAACCGAUUGCGUCCUGUCUGGAUGGAGAUGGCUAUAGCCACCUGAAACGAGCCAUCCUGGAGAUCAUCGCAUCCGGCGUGGCUAGCAGCACCGUCGAUCUGGAAACGUUCGUCAAUUGUACGUUGUUCAGCUGCGAAAAGAAGUGUCGGUUCACCUUCAGUAUGGACUCGCUGGAACAAAGUCACCGCCGUACGGCAUGGCCCAAGAAAGCCGACUCCAAUGUCCAGAACCAUCAGCAGCAGCAGCAGCAGCAGCUAGACGAAGCCGAUCCAGUGGCUAGCUGUGUUCGAUUCCUGCUGGAGUAUGAAUUCAUCCGGCUGCAGAACAGUGCGGAAAGUGGUGAAUCGCUUCUGGUUUCCACCCCGCUGGGGAAUGCUUGCCUGUCGGCUUCGAUGGCACCUCGGGAUGGGUUUCUGCUGUUUGGCGAGCUGCAAAAGUCGCGCCAGUGUUUUGUGCUGGAAUCGGAACUGCAUGCCAUCUAUCUGGUGACACCGUAUUCCGUUAGCUACCAGUGGCAGGACAUCAGCUGGGUGGAUUUUCUUGAACGGUGGGAAAACAUGGACGCUGCGAUGAGACGGGUUGGUGAGUUGGUCGGGAUUCGGGAUGCCUUCCUGGUCAAAGGGUUGCGAGGGAAGAUCGGAGAUGCGGACCGUGAUGCUCUGUUGACUCACAAACGGUUCUAUACGGCGCUCGCAUUGAAACAGUUGGUCGAUGAGGAACCGCUGAGCAGAGUGGCGCAGAAAUUCCACUGCUCUCGGGGAGUGCUGCAGGGCUUGCAGCAGGUGGCGUCCACAUUUGCAGGCAUCGUAACUGCGUUCUGCACCUCGCUCAACUGGAACUUAUUGGCGAUGAUCAUCAAGCAGUUUCGGGAACGGCUCUACUUUGGAGUACAACCGGACCUACUGGAUCUGAUGCGGAUAGCCAGUCUGAAUAGCCAACGGGCACGGCUGUUGUUCAAUGCCGGCAUUGCAGGACUGCUGGAGUUGGCCAACAGUAAUCACCUGGACAUCGAACGGAUCCUGUACAAUUGUGUAAGCUUCGAAACGGAACAACGGCGGGAUGGGGAAGCCGAAUUCGACGCGCAACGGAGACUGAAUCAGCGUAAUCUGUACGUAACGGGAAGGGCAGGCCUGACGGUGCAAGAGGCGGCCAAGCUGCUGGUUAAGGAAGCUCGGGAGUACAUCCAGCUGGAAAUGGGGGUGCGAAAUCCGGAAUGGGAGGAAAGGGCCGAGGAGGCCGAAGUGAUUGAACCACCCCUGGCGAGAAACGGUGAAAGUGAGAAUCUGUUUUCUCCGGUGGCAGAGGCGCUACCAUCUCCGCCAUCGGCGACAUCAUUCGAAGUGUCCGAUGCGAACAGCAAUAGGGAAAUCGAACAAUUCCACAAUUCUCUGCUGAUGAACUUUUCGCACGUGAUGAACGAUGAUAAGGUAUCGUCCGCCCAAGGAGGAGGCGGUAAGUAUGACAGUGUAAAUGUGGUCGAUUUGUGUGCCGAUUCAGGGUUGUUCCAAAAAUUCGUGGAAAUGUUGGAUCAGUGCCGUUCGGUCAGUGUUUCGUUUGCUGUGAGCAAAUUCGACCGGGCGAAAUCGGUUAUCGGUGGUAAUCUGCUGAUCAACCAGCAGGUCCGAAGCGAACAGGAUGAGAUUAUGAGGAACUAUCCGUACGUUUUCGGAGAAAAUCUUUACCUGAGCGGAGUGGCGUUCAGGUUUCCGGAGGUGGGCGAGGUGUCGGAGUCGGAAUCGGUCAAUGCAGUGUAUUAUUUGAAUUUACGUAGAAAUCACAGUAUCAAGUGUGAAUUGAAGCAAAGUGCGAUAAGGCGUUUGUUCGGGCGUGAAGGAGCAACGGUGGAAAUGUUCGACGCCAAGGAGCAGCUGAAAAUGGCCUAUCGAAGUGGAUUGCUCUCGCUGCAGCAGGAGUUGAUGGCAAAUUUACGCGAUCCGAAGGUGGCUUGCUGGCUGCUGCAAGCCGAAGAUAAGGUCAUUCCUUUGUUGGCAAUGAUCCAGCAACACUGUCCGGAACUCACUUCCUUGUGCCAACUAGCCGGUCGCUGUCCAGGAUCCUCCGGCCCGAGUUUGAACUACAUGAGCACCAUAGAUGCGAAAAUCAGAUGCACAGUGGAGAGUUUCCUCGUAUCGCACCUAACUCAAUCGCAAGUGGCUCAAUUCGAUCAGCUUGACCGGGCGCAGGACAUGCUCGGCACCUUCACCAACCGGGAAAUGCCCAUUCACGGUGCGCUGGCACGAAUGGAACUGGUCGGAUUCCCGGCCGAUGCGAUCAAGCUCGGUCACCUGAUCAAUCGGCUCAAGUUGGCAAAGGAUCGAAUCUCGGAACGGGUUCGUACGCUGAAUGGAGGGCGAAAGCUGGACUUUGGUUCAGCCAGUGAAGUGGCAGCGGCACUGAAGGUUCCACGGGAACGCAACGGUAGAGUGAAAACCACCCGUCAGGUCUUGGAGAAGAUCGACUCCCCGCUGGCAGCGCUGGUGAUUGCCUUUCGGAAGAUUGAGAGUAAUCUCAGUCGAACGAUUGAACCGUUGUGCCGAGCGAUUCGCGAUGGAAGGAGAAUCUACGGGAACAGUUAUUGCUUCACGUCUACCGGAAGGAUUUCGAUGCACGAACCGAAUUUGCAGUCAGUCGUUAAAGAUUUCAAGGUAGAAAUCGAUCCCGGCCAGGUGGAGCUGUUCAGCUGUCGAAGUACAUUCGCCUGUUCCAGUGCAGAUCGCAUUCUUCUGUCGGCGGACUUCUGUCAGCUGGAACUGUGCGUUCUAGCUCAUUUAUCGCAGGAUCGGAAGCUCCUGGCAGUAAUGCACGGUGGGAAGGACGUCUUCCGAGGCAUUGCUGCCAAGUGGAAUCACAUCGAAGACGAAAGUCUAGUCUCCGACGAGCUGCGGAACUACACCAAGGCGAUCGUGUACGGAGUAAUCUACGGAAUGGGCGCUAAAUCCAUGUCCGCGGAGCUUAACGUCGAUGAAGAUACGGCCCGAACGUUGAUGGAGCAGUUUCAUGGGACCUAUCCGGACAUUCGACGCUACGCGGACAAGGUGGUUCAGAUAACGAGCGAUCGAGGCUACAUCGAAACGCUGACCGGUAGGAGACGCUAUCUUCCGGCGAUUCACAGUAGCGAUGCGAAAAAGCGUUCCGAAGCGGAACGGCAAGCCGUGUGCACCACGGUUCAGGGUUCGGCUGCGGAUAUUUUGAAGAAUGCUAUAUUACGAAUGAUGAGAAAUUUGCGCAAGUAUCGGCAGACGUUUAAGCUGGAACAGGUCGAGCUGGUGUUGCACAUGCACGAUGAACUGAUUUUCGAAGUGCCACGGGAUCAGGUGCGAAAGGUGGCGAAGAUUCUCAAGUCCAGCAUGGAGAACUGUGCGAAGCUCAGUUUGCCGCUGAAGGUUAAGGUGAAAAUGGGUCACAGCUGGGGUGAAAUGGAGGAGAUUCAAGUGUGA